Molecule: messenger RNA, 1452 nt
Organism: Malassezia japonica
Lineage: Eukaryota; Fungi; Basidiomycota; Malasseziomycetes; Malasseziales; Malasseziaceae
Gene: DUS1
Product: tRNA-dihydrouridine(16/17) synthase [NAD(P)(+)]
Exons: 1
Coding region: 1-1452 (483 amino acids)
Biological process (GO): tRNA processing
Molecular function (GO): tRNA dihydrouridine synthase activity; flavin adenine dinucleotide binding
Source: RefSeq, a predicted model, not a curated record
AUGAGCACAAACAGCACACAGCAUACGGAUAUCCCCACGCUCGACUCGUUUCCAGAGACGGGCGUGCCGAAGCACGCGAAACUCGGGGGCUACGAGCUGUACAGGAGCCUCGGCUCGCCCCAGCGCAUCGUCGCACCGAUGGUCGACCAGUCGGAGCUGGCAUGGCGCGUACUCAGCCGUCGGUAUGGCUCGCAGCUCGUGUAUACCCCCAUGAUCAACGCCAAGGUGUACGUCCAAAAAAACAAAGGUGCACACCGCGUCCGGGAGGCGUACUUUAACCAGGCGCUGAACGAAGAAGGGGCGCACACACUCAAGCUCGGCGAAAAUUCCGACUCGGACCGGCCGCUGAUUGUGCAGUUCUGCGCAAACGACCCGGCGGCGCUGCUCGAGGCGGCGCAGAGCGUGCAGGACAAGUGCGACGCCGUCGACCUGAACCUCGGCUGCCCUCAGCAGAUUGCCAAGCGCGGCCACUUUGGUGCAUUUCUGCAGGAGGACUGGCACCUGAUCUUUUCACUGAUCAACACGCUGCACCGUGAGCUCAAGGUUCCCGUCACGGCCAAGUUUCGUGUAUACGACUCGCUGGAAAAGACGCUGGCGUACGCCAAAAUGAUUGAGCGUGCCGGGGCGCAGAUGGUCACGGUGCACGGCCGCACACGCGAGAUGAAAGGACACAAGACCGGCCUCGCAGACUGGGCCAAGAUCAAGGCGGUAAAAGAGGCACUGUCUGUGCCUGUCUUUGCGAACGGCAACAUGCUCUUUCCCCAGGACUGGCGCGACUGUAUCGCAUUUACGGGGUGCGACGGCGUGAUGAGUGCCGAGGGAAACCUGUACAAUCCGACGCUUUUUCACGACCUAGAGCCCGACCUCGCGUCGCUGGCCGUACAGGGCAAGGACCACUCAGCGUUUGACGCGCUCCGCAUCGCGCGCAUCGCACACGAAUACCUCGACAUUGUCGCGGGCCUGCGCACGCCGACCGCAAGCAGCGCGCUCAAAGGGCACAUGUUUAAAAUUACACGCCCUGCACUCACAAUCCAUACCGACCUCCGCCCGGUGCUCGGCAAAGCACGCAGCGACGAAGAGGCAGAAGGCGAGGCGCGCGUCGUCGAGUACCGCGCGUUUGUACACGAGCUCGAACGCCGCCUGAAAGACGACGAGGCCAAGGCAGAGUACUACGAGCGCCAGCAAGGCGUACCGCGGUACUAUGUCACGCCUGCGCACCUCCAGGACGCACACGACCGGACGACGCGCCCGGAAUACAUUCCGCACUGGUACCUGCAGCCCUACUUCCGCCCUCCGCUGAACCCCCCGAAGGAAAAAGGGGAGCAGUCCAAGGAGGGAGAUGCUACGUCAAAGCAGGAGCCCGUGGCGUCGUCUACCGAGGCGGCGGCCGACGCGCCCAGCGCACCGCACGCCUCGGAGCCGCCGUCCAAAAAAUCCAAAGUAGCUGUAUAG